This is a messenger RNA of Galdieria sulphuraria, 1035 nucleotides long. RefSeq names its product ring finger protein. The coding region runs from base 35 to 982 and encodes 315 amino acids. Gene Ontology annotation, molecular function: zinc ion binding. The record is from RefSeq and is a predicted model, not a curated record. The transcript has a single exon. NCBI's taxonomy places the organism in Eukaryota, Rhodophyta, Bangiophyceae, Galdieriales, Galdieriaceae.
UAUACUCGCGUGCUUUUGUGUUUCCAUUGCGGCUAUGAUACUUACGGGAGUAGGCUGUUCUAUCAAUAACCACAUCCGAAGAAGAAGAGGGUUGAGAGGCUUCUUAGACCCUUCAGCAACCACGAGAACACGUAGAAGAAGAACACUGAGUAGAGCAGCUCGAAGAAAAGAAAAGGGAUUAUCUGCUUAUGAAGUGGAAAUUUACUGUCCCGAAAUAAUAUACAAAGGUCCUCUAGAAACACCUCUUUUAUUCUGGGAAGAAGAUGAAGAAGUUCUCACUCCAACACAAGUAGAAGAAAAAACUUUGUUAGAACCUCCUUCUCCAAUUGCAACUAAGGAAGAAUUGUCUCUGGAAGAUAAGGGAAAUGAUCACGACGAUAGUUACAAGGCUACCAGUUGGUUCGCAGACUCUGACAGAAAUAGUGACACCGAAACAACACAAGUGAGAGCAAAGCGUUUAAAAUUCUACUUUUUAGGACAGCAUAUAUUACCUGAUGGUGUUUGUGCAGUUUGUUUAGAAGUGGUGGAAAAGGAUAGUCAUUUGAGAUUGCUUCCUUGCGGACACGCCUUUCAUGUACAUUGUAUCACUCAUUGGCUAAGUUAUGGAACCCGUUGUCCUCUUUGUAAUGAGACAGUUCGCUUGUCCGAUCAUGGACGUAAUAGCUCAAGUUCCACACAGCAGCUCCAUUCCGUAAGAGUAAUCUCUGGAAACAAUAACUCUUCCCCUCAGACACUACCGUUAUUUAUGGCAGUAGGUCAUACUGUGAAUACUCCCCAGCCAAAUAGAGAGCAUAAUAUUCAAUCCAUUCAGGAUCCUGAAACAAUAUCGAAGGAAGUGGUUAUGCAGUCAUUUGAAAGAAUCCGUUUGCGCUUAUAUGAAAGAUAUUUGGAAAGACAACAGAAAGCACAACCUGCUCUCAAGGAAUCGUUGGAUGCUAUUGUGGUGGAUGGAGAAGCUUCACGAAUGAGAAGCAGUCCAUAAUUUGAAUAGCUAAAUUUGUUUUUAUCAAAUGAAAGAAAUUGUAAUAGCUCUCU